Molecule: messenger RNA, 2991 nt
Organism: Diaporthe batatas
Lineage: Eukaryota; Fungi; Ascomycota; Sordariomycetes; Diaporthales; Diaporthaceae
Exons: 3
Coding region: 823-2658 (611 amino acids)
Biological process (GO): ubiquitin-dependent endocytosis
Cellular component (GO): cytosol; plasma membrane; cytoplasm
Molecular function (GO): protein-macromolecule adaptor activity; ubiquitin protein ligase binding
Source: RefSeq, a predicted model, not a curated record
GUCACCUGUUCCCAUCUCCCAGUUCCCAGUUCCCAGUCAGCAGAUCGUAGACGUGCUUGCAGAAAGCCGAUGCGUGCAUAUGGGACCCAGCGCUUGGGUUCCACGUCCCACCCAGCCCAGCCAGCCAGCCCAGCUGUGUGUGCUCCAUCCGAUCGCCCUUUGUGUGUGUGUGCGAGUGUGUUGCGAGUACAUACAUUGUGCUGCUGUCGGCCGGUCGUCGCUUGUUCUCGUUUUUAUUAGGGGGCAAUGACCAACAGGGCGAUAUCCUUUCUACAUGUAGAAAACGUUUGCCCAUCCUGCCCUGCCCUUUUCCAAUCCCACUCUGAUCAUCCCCUUUCACCAAUCCCAAAACGAGGGCCAGAGACCCCCACCACCCACUUCGUCGCCGCUGCCUCCUCGUGGGGUGUUUUUUCGCAUCUUUCGAUACCAGUCGCCUCGACCCGUCUCGUCACCCUGCCUGCCUUGUCUGCCUUGCCUGCCUGCCUGCCUCCCUUCCACCCCCUUCUGCUGCAUCCGCCAUCCACCAGGCCAAGGGUCCCAGUCCACUCACGGGGCGCGCUACGCUACAGCAGUUAUCGUCGUCUCUGAUACCGGCCACUUAUAGCAGCCGCAAACGACUCAUUCCCACUUCUGCCCGGUGUUACUACGCCCAUUUACAUUUUUUUCGCCUCACCAGUACCCACUCCGCUUCCAUGAUCUGCAUUGGGUUCCUGGAUUAAAAACACCCGACCCUGCCUGGCAGUCCCUGGCCUUUCCUGACCCUUCCUGCCCCUCGGGCUAUUGCACUGCGAUUCUCAUGCACAGAGCACCCACGGCUUGAGAAUGCCCUCAUUUAAUCCCAUCGCCAACGUCACUGGGCGUAAUGCCUAUACGCUUUUCGAAAUCAGGCUCGACAAUGACUUUUUGGUCUUUCGAGGCAAUGACCAUGAGUCCUCAGGCCAACUACUGAAGGGCACCGUCGUGCUGUGUCUCCCACAAGCCCUCAAGGUCGACGACGUGCACCUGCGACUAGUCGGUACGGAGAGGUUGAACUGGACGGACGCACGGGUCACGCCAACGGGAAUCUCAAAUCAGAAGGUCGAUCGUACCAACAUCUUCUACCAGCACAGAUGGAACCCUUUUGUUGGCGGCAACUCGGGGAAGAGCACCCUGCUCGAGAAAGGGAAUUACGAAUGGCCCUUUGAGCUUAUGUUGCCAGGAGACUUUUGCGAAUCCAUCGAGGGGAUGCCCGAGGCCAGCAUCACCUACCACCUGAAAGCGACCGUUGCGCGCGGCAAACUCGCCUACGACCUGCACGCAAAAAAGAGGGUCAGGAUUAUCCGCACACUCGAGUCCUCCGCCCUGGAGUUCCUACACGCCAUGAGCGUCGAAAACAUCUGGCCAAACAAGGUCGAGUACAGCGUGGUGAUCCCGACCAAGGCCAUCGUAUUUGGAAGCUCCAUCCCGCUCGAAACCAGGUUCACGCCGCUGCUGAAAGGCUUGGAGAUCGGGGAUAUCAACUGCAGGUUGAUGGAGGUCCACGAGAUAAUGGUGACGACAGCGGCAGGCCACAGCAUACGGGAGCACAAGAGGGAACGCGAGGUCGCACACUGGACGCUCACGGUAAAUCGAGAUGAGCAUUGGAAUGACAUGAUAGAGGAUUCGGGCCAGGAGGGCUGGGUCCUCAACGCAAAUCUCGAUCUCCCGAGGAAGUUGGGCAAGUGCAUGCAAGACACCAAUGUGCACGGCAUCAAGAUAAGACACAAACUGAAGAUGGUGGUUGCGCUGCACAACCCAGACGGCCACGUCUCAGAGCUGCGUGCAACUCUCCCCGUGACGAUAUUCAUAUCGCCCAACAUGCCUCUGGAUGAUGAGGGCAAUCUUGUGCGACAGUCACCGACCGAGACCAACCCAGCACAGCGCAUGCACGGCAUUGCGCCGCCGGGCUACGGCGAGCACGUCCUUGAUCAGCUUUACGACGAGGUCGAUAUGAACGGCCUGCAGAGCGGGUUUCAGACACCAGCGAUCCAAUCUGGCGUCAACACACCAUUCUACGCCCUGUCCCGGGCUGGCUCGGCCGAGAAUCUGCACCAGAUGGCAGGAAUGGCAGUACCUCCCGCAGCGCUUAGCUCGCGGCUACAGGAUGUGUCUCUCAAUGCCUCAAAUAGGAGUCAAUCGUAUCACAGCCUCAGCGGCGCGACAACAGGUGGCGCGACGACGCCACACUCGCAGCCGCCACCGGCUGACAGCACCCACAACUCACCUCCGCCCUCGGCGCCGCUUUCCAGGUCAAAUAGUGGCGAGGACCAGUCCGGCAUAAACACACCGGAACACAUCGAGAUGGAGAGCCUCAGCAAGGUGCCCAGCUACACCACGGCGAUCAAGACGCCUGCGCGACCCCUCAGCACUGGGGAGGGCCUGAGCCUACCCGAUUACGACUCAGUGGUGAGCGCGCCGACGACACCGACGACACACAACAGCACGCAGGCAGCAAAUCCCCUGGACUCAAUCCCCGAGGCGGCAACCACCGAGAACAACCAGCCACCGCCGCGGCCUCGCCCUUCCAGGAGGCAGACCUCCCUGGGGUUCAGCAACCUGCUUCACCAUCACCACUUCGGGGUCGAAGAUGACGUCCGUCGGAGGCUGCACCUGCUGCAGGCUCGAGCCCAGCCCUACUAGAGGGAGGGACUGGCGCGAGUUCGUCGUCCGCCCAAGCAGUGGCCGUGGUUUCCAGGCGGACCCUCAAGACCUACUUAGCAGAAGCCUUCUUUUUUUGAGGAAUGGUCGAAACAUUGUUUUUGUGUGGAUUUAGACAGCAUUGGUACAAAGGAUACAAGCACGAUCAUGAGGGUAUUAAUAAGGGAUCAUCAUAAGGGUGCAUGCAUCAGGCAUUAUAGACAGUGGCCGCAAAGGACGGAGUUUUGGACAUAGGGACCGUUUAUACCCCAAAUAGCCUUGCUUUGGUAAAUGGACAAUAGAUUCCAAGCAUUAAUAACAGGGACUGUAGUGAUA